UCUUCUUCUUCUUCCUUUCUCUCUCUAGAAUCCAGCAGAGCGGCACAGUGAAGUCAUCCUACGACUGGUGAAGACUGAGGAAUCAAAGUAGGCGUUCGUCUCUCUGCUCUGGCGUGCAUCAACCCUAAAAAAACGAUUGAUUUUUGGGGGGGUGACGGAAAGGAGUCGAAUUUGAAGCUCACUCCAAUGGAAGGAGGACGAAAAGUGGUGGUCUCAACCCUGCAAUUCUCUUGCACCGACGACGUCUCCACCAACGUCUCCACUGGUGAGAGGUUGGUUAGAGCUGCUCAUGGGAAGGGUGCAAACAUCAUUCUCAUUCAGGAACUUUUCGAAGGAUACUACUUUUGUCAAGCACAGAGGGAAGAUUUCUUUCAGCGCGCAAAGCCUUACAAGGGUCACCCAACUAUUAUGAGGAUGCAGAAACUUGCGAAAGAGCUGGGUGUAGUGAUACCUGUCAGCUUCUUUGAAGAGGCAAAUAAUGCCCAUUACAACUCUAUAGCUAUGAUUGAUGCUGAUGGAAGUGAUCUUGGAUUGUAUAGAAAGUCGCACAUCCCCGAUGGACCAGGUUACCAAGAGAAGUUCUACUUCAAUCCAGGGGACACUGGCUUUAAGGUUUUCGAGACAAAAUUUGCCAAGAUUGGAGUUGCAAUUUGUUGGGACCAGUGGUUUCCUGAGGCAGCUCGAGCAAUGGUUUUGCAAGGGGCAGAAAUAUUGUUAUACCCAACUGCAAUUGGUUCUGAACCACAGGAUGAAGGACUUGAUUCUAGAGAACACUGGAAGAGAGUUAUGCAAGGGCAUGCUGGGGCUAAUCUGGUACCUCUGGUGGCUUCAAAUCGAAUAGGAAAAGAAGUAAUACAGACAGAGCAUGGAAAGAGUGAGAUCACAUUCUAUGGCAACUCUUUCAUAGCAGGACCAACGGGAGAAAUUGUGGCAAGCGCUAAUGACAAGGAGGAAGCUGUUCUUGUGGCGGAAUUUGAUCUGGCUACUAUAAAACGCAAGAGACACAGCUGGGGAAUAUUUCGAGAUCGACGCCCAGACCUAUACAAGGUGCUUCUCACCUUGGAUGGAAGCAAUCCUCAAAUGUGAUCGCACGGUGCCUCCUUGAUUCCUUGAGAUUAGGAUAAUCCUUCAGUUGUAGGAAGAAAACAACUGAAAAGAGAAGUAUGCUACUUUUGCGUGGAGAAUUGAAAGAGGGAUUGAAUAAUUGUAGACCGCUCUCCCGAAUGAUUUCCGGUGAAGAGGGGCUUGGCACUUUUCUCUUUGUCUCUCGACUGUAGGCUUCACAUGCUAAAGAUACACUAUUUACAGUGAGAUUGAGUGAUUAAUUGUGCUGCCCAACUUUUUGUUUGAGUCGUGUUUGUUUCUGACAAAAAUCUGAACGGAUUGCAUUCGGGUGCUCUAAUGCGUCAUGAGAGAAAUCGAUGUCAGAUGGCGUGUUGCUUAGCUGCUAGCUAGUCCUAAUGGUGGAUAUUUGCUGAGGAGGGGUCGUUCCAUUUGAAAGUCAAUUUCUUGUACACUGGGGAGUGACUAUUACUGGCUCA
This is a messenger RNA of Rhodamnia argentea, 1541 nucleotides long. Its product is annotated as N-carbamoylputrescine amidase. Gene Ontology annotation, molecular function: N-carbamoylputrescine amidase activity. Bases 187 to 1086 code for a protein of 299 amino acids. The record is from RefSeq and is a predicted model, not a curated record. NCBI's taxonomy places the organism in Eukaryota, Viridiplantae, Streptophyta, Magnoliopsida, Myrtales, Myrtaceae. The transcript has 9 exons.